AUGCAUUUCGCAGUCGCUUUCACCACUCUUACCGCUUUGGCUAUGGGCGCAGUCGCCGAGCCUAGCUACAAGGACAUCCCCUUCAAUGUUAUCUCUUCUCGUAUUUGGGGCUCUAAGGACUGUGGUGGCACAAACAACAACCAAAACCUCGGCGAAUUGACUCUGCAUCGCGACGAGCUCGGCGAGUGUUUCAAGUUCCACGACACGGUCAGAUCGGUCAGCCAAUACAGCCACGCAGAUGGUUGCAAAUUGCUUCUGUUCAGUGAUAGCAAGUGCAAGCGUGGAAAGAAGGAUAUCAAGGACGGGCAGUGCCGUGCGACCGAUUCGCACUUCGGUAGCUACAAGGCUGUAUGCAAGUAG
Molecule: messenger RNA, 360 nt
Organism: Fusarium sp. VM40
Lineage: Eukaryota; Fungi; Ascomycota; Sordariomycetes; Hypocreales; Nectriaceae
Source: the annotation of a GenBank genome assembly